AUGUUUGUAGGUUCGACGGGAAGUCCUCCAGUUGUACCGCCGAAUUUAUUAUCCGACCUCGACAACUCCAGCCCGGUCAACGCACUCAAGCUUGAACGACCCAAGAUCACCUCCAUUGCCGCUUUCAGGAUCGACGUAGGUCUGAAGGGUAGCAUUGGCUUUGGUACACAAUCUCCAUUCUACCGUCCCGGCGUUCCACACUAUCAUUCGUUUGUCGCGCAGGAUUGUAGGCGUCGAGUCAUCUUGCAACCGCCGUUCAUCUCCAGGUUUUCCUCGGUGAAGCAUAUCAAGACCAAAUAA
Puccinia graminis f. sp. tritici CRL 75-36-700-3 is the source of this 300-nucleotide messenger RNA. RefSeq lists its product as uncharacterized. NCBI's taxonomy places the organism in Eukaryota, Fungi, Basidiomycota, Pucciniomycetes, Pucciniales, Pucciniaceae. Bases 1 to 300 code for a protein of 99 amino acids. The transcript is spliced from 3 exons. The record is from RefSeq and is a predicted model, not a curated record.